Molecule: messenger RNA, 234 nt
Organism: Penicillium nucicola
Lineage: Eukaryota; Fungi; Ascomycota; Eurotiomycetes; Eurotiales; Aspergillaceae
Product: Rpo12/RPC10 RNA polymerase subunit family protein
Exons: 2
Coding region: 1-234 (77 amino acids)
Biological process (GO): DNA-templated transcription
Cellular component (GO): RNA polymerase I complex; RNA polymerase II, core complex; RNA polymerase III complex
Molecular function (GO): DNA binding; zinc ion binding; DNA-directed RNA polymerase activity
Source: RefSeq, a predicted model, not a curated record
AUGUCUCGCGAAGCUUACCAGGUGCCCUCGAUGGGCGGCCAGAACGCCUUCGACACCCAGGGCGGAUACGGCAGCGCCAUGAACGUUGACAGCCCCUCUGUUGUGUACCUCUGCGGCGAGUGCUCUGCCCGCGUCCCUCUCAAGCGUGGCGACCAGAUCCGCUGCAAGGACUGUGGUCACCGUGUGCUGUACAAGGAGCGGACCAAGCGUAUGGUCCAGUUCCAGGCCCGGUAA